Neodiprion virginianus is the source of this 1025-nucleotide messenger RNA. RefSeq names its product pyridoxine/pyridoxamine 5'-phosphate oxidase. Bases 38 to 796 code for a protein of 252 amino acids. The transcript is spliced from 6 exons. NCBI's taxonomy places the organism in Eukaryota, Metazoa, Arthropoda, Insecta, Hymenoptera, Diprionidae. Gene Ontology annotation, biological process: pyridoxine biosynthetic process; pyridoxal 5'-phosphate biosynthetic process. The record is from RefSeq and is a predicted model, not a curated record. Gene Ontology annotation, molecular function: FMN binding; pyridoxamine phosphate oxidase activity.
GCAACGCGCAUGCACCGUCAUCCAUAUCACAUGUAGCAUGACUGUACUGUUCAGUAGUAUUCUGACGAGUCGAUCUCUGGGCAACUUCAGCUUUAAUGUGAUCAACAAAGCUUGCGCGUGCCUCAAGUCAUCAACGGUUUUUCGAGACAGCAUGGAGACAGCUUCGGACUUGAAUUAUAUUGAGGUAAAGGAUGACAAUCCCCUCAACCUUUUUAGAGAAUGGCAACAAGAGGCAAAGAAUUGCGCCACCAUAAUGCCGGCGACUUUCUGCUUGGCCACUGUGUCCAAAGAAGGAAAAGUAAGCGCUCGUAAUCUGAUACUCAGACGUUUAGACGAAGACGGUUUCGUCAUGAUGACAGAUAGACGGAGUCGGAAAUCACAAAACUUGAGCGAAGUGCCAUCAGCAGCUAUGUGUUUUUUAUGGGCGUACAAAAACGACACUGGAGAACACGUUGCACGACAGGUGCGGAUAGAGGGUCCCGUUGCAGAAAUGAAAAAGGAGGAUUACCAGGAGCUGUACGACUCCGAACCACUUCCUUGCAAAAUACGAUCCCACAUCUGUCAUCAAGGCAAGAAGGUCGAAUGGGACGAACUCAAGGCUUCUCAUGACCGAGUGAUGCAGAGCGUUGUAGAUGGCAAGACUGAUCUACCGGUGCCCGAUCAUUUUGUCGCCUAUAAACUGGAGCCUUUAACGAUGGAAUUCUACGGCCAGCGAGAUCACCUGAUCGCUGAUCGCGUUUCAUUCGCCAAGGAUUCGAAAACGGGUGCAUGGAAUCAUCACCAUCUCGCAGCCUGAGAAUCGAAAUUUACUCUUUGUUACGCUCUUUAUCAUCGUUAUCUUCCAGCGUGAAAUCAUACAAAAAACUAAGCAGAACGUGCGUUUAGUUUUAGGAUACAAACCAUUUUGAUAUACAUAUUGGAAGAAUUUAUUUUUAUGACCUAGAUUAAAGUACUCGUAUACCUGAUUGUGAGACUUGGAACUUGAUAUUAUAGAUAUAAACGAAUCACAGUGUAUAUUAUAUCAA